UGGGAGGAGUCUGCCCGCCUCGGAUUUCCGCACAGGGAGCCGGGCCGCGACCAUGGCGGAGCCCACCGUGUGCUCGUUCCUUACCAAGGUGCUGUGCGCCCACGGCGGCCGCAUGUUCCUGCAGGAUCUGCGCGGCCACGUGGAACUCUCGGAGGCCCGGCUGCGGGACGUGCUGCGCCAGGCCGGGCCCGACCGCUUUCUGCUGCAGGAGGUGGAGGUGCGGGAAGACCCGUGGGACGCCGAGGCCGAGGUGGCGGCCGGCGAGGGCGGCGCGGGCAGCGGCGGCGGCCCCUCGGCCUGGCGGGUUGUGGCUGUGUCCUCCGCGCGCCUCUGCGCUCGCUACCAGCGCGGCGAGUGCCAGGCCUGCGACCAGCUGCACCUCUGCCGCCGCCACAUGAUGGGCAAGUGCCCGAACCGCGACUGCUGGUCUACCUGCACCCUUUCUCAUGAUAUCCACAUACCUGUCAACAUCCAAGUCCUGAAAAACCAGGGACUGUUUGGUCUCAAUGAGGCCCAGCUUCGGAUCCUUCUUUUACAGAAUGACCCCUGCCUUUUACCAGAGGUCUGUUUGCUCUACAACAAAGGUGAAGCCCUGUAUGGUUACUGCAACCUGAAGGAUAAAUGCAACAAGUUUCACGUGUGCAAGUCCUUUGUCAGGGGAGAGUGCAGGCUGCCGAAGUGCAAGCGGUCUCAUCAGCUAAUUCACGCUACAUCCCUGCAGCUGCUGCAGGACCAAGGACUGAAUAUUCCAAGUGUCGUUAAUUUUCAGAUAAUUGCUACCUACAAGCACAUGAAGCUGCACAAGAUGCUUGAAAAUAAAGAUAAUUCAGCUUCUUCUGCUGAGCAUUCCCAGAGCCUUGAGAAACAAGGAGUACCCGUAGCUAGGGCUGCAGAGGCCGGUCCUCUGGUCUCUGGCCCUGCUGAGUCAGCCAAGAAGCCAUGUGCAGGUAAACCUUAGAGGACGUCAGUGAAAUAAGAAGAACGUUGUCCAGUUGGAAGGUCUGAAAACAAAGCUUCUGUUGAGAUUCAAUUUGUAACCAUUCAUUCAUUUAAUCGUUUAUUAAUAAUAGCCAUAAUGAUACCUACCUCACAAGUUGUGGUGAGAAUUAAAGAAGAUGGAAAAGGAGAAAAUGCCAGAUUGGGAGGAUAAAAUUGGGGGUGCGUGGUUGAGGAUGAGGUUAGACAUUGAACAGGCAAAGGGAGAGUAAAACCUGAGAGUAGAUGAGGUCAGUCCUGGGCAAAUCCUGCGGUUCCUGAGAGCUUUCCCCGGGCUGGCUGGCCAGAGCUCUUAAAGAGGCAGGCUCCUGCGGACUUGUUCUGCGACCCAGCCAAGUGCUUUUCUGUACGCCCAUACACAUAGUUUUUACAUUGUGGUAUUCAGGGAGUACAUACACUUUAUGCUCUUUCUUUUUUUUUUUUUUUUUUUUACUUAAUAUUCCAUAAGCAUCUCUCCAUAUUUGUUCACAUUUAUCAUGCGUAAUCAUUUUCAUGCACAGAUACACUAAUAUAUCAUCAUUUGCUUAACUAGUUCCAUUAUUCUGGGAUUUUUUUUUUUUUUUGUACGCGGGCCUCUCACCGCUGUGGCCUCUCCCACUGUGGAGCACAGGCUCCGGACGCGCAGGCUCAGCGGCCAUGGCUCACAGGCCCAGCCACUCCGCAGCAUGUGGGAUCCUCCCGGACCGGGGCACGAACCCACGUCCCCUGCAUCGGCAGGCGGACUCCCAACCACUGCGCCACCAGGGAAGCCCCAUUCUGGGAUAUUUUGAUUCUAACAAAUUUUGAAUAUAACUCUUUUCUUAAAAUCCACACAAUAUUAAAUUUUUACGUUAUUCUUUACUUUUGCUUCACUUACAGUUGCUGAAUGAUACUCUUGAUUUUCAUUUCUUUAAAAAUACAUGCGGGAAUUCCCUGGCGGUCCAGUGGUUAGGACUCUGUGCUUCCAUUGCAGGGGGCAUGGGUUAAAAAAUAUAUAUAUAUAUAUAUAUAUGCAAGUAAAUAUUCUUCCGUAUGUCUUCUUUCUAUAUGUCUUUAUUUUGUGUAGUUUGUACAUGCCCUUUAAUUGCUGGGGCCCUCCUCUGUGCUGAUGUGACUUGGCCUUUAAUCGGCUCCUUAAUUUUCGUAAAAGCAUAUUGACUGUAUAUGAUAUGAUAUCCAACUCUCGUGGAUCCAUCCUCAGCCAACACCGCAGAGUAUAUAACUUACGGGUGCUCACCAGAGAUUUCUACCUCACUCUGUGUACUCUCCAUUUCUUAUUAAACUUUUACCAAAGUCUUAGAUUCCUGUAGUAUGAAGGAUGCAUAGCUCAUACAUUCCUCUAAGUUGUACCCAUUCUUUCUGUGAUCAGGAUGGACCAUCAGAAAUCUAUAUACCUCGCCCAUUCCAUACUGACUUCUCCCUUCCCCCCUUCUCUCUGCCCUUGCCCACCCAGCUGUCUCUUUUUAGUUGUACCUGGUGUUUAUUUCCUUGUUUUCAUCAAGGGGUACCACAGAGAAGCAGCUUUGUGAAAUUCUUUCCUGUGUUUGUUGUAUUAAUAACCACAAAUAUUGGUGUGUAAAGUGGUUUUUUUUUUUUAAUUUAACUGUCUGGCAAUAACAUAACAUUUGAGAAAUAGGGCCAAAGUAGUGAGCUUUUCAUCAAGCUAAAUUUAUUUAAUUUAGAAAAUUUUUAAUCAUGGAAACUUUUCUUUUCCAUUGGGGGAGGUGUGCAAAACUGUCCUUUUUAAAGUGAGAAGGUGCUGUGUUUUCUCCUAAUGGACAGUAAGAGUCACGCAACUUAUGUGAAUCUCUUCAUUUUGAUUGCCAACAGCAGUAUUUCUGAAAGCUCUUAUGUUUUGUGUGUCUUGCUUCUUUUUUCUUAGUUACGAUUUCUCUGGUGCUAAUUAAAAAAUUAUCUUUAUAUUUUAUUAUUAUUAUUUACGUUUUAUUCUUUUACUGUUAUAUUUCUUUUGUAAGCCAUGUUAAAUCCUUAAUGGAA
This is a messenger RNA of Mesoplodon densirostris (Blainville's beaked whale), 2973 nucleotides long. RefSeq names its product zinc finger CCCH-type containing, antiviral 1 like (gene ZC3HAV1L). Lineage: Eukaryota; Metazoa; Chordata; Mammalia; Artiodactyla; Ziphiidae. Gene Ontology annotation, molecular function: metal ion binding. Bases 53 to 958 code for a protein of 301 amino acids. The record is from RefSeq and is a predicted model, not a curated record. The transcript has 4 exons.